Molecule: messenger RNA, 687 nt
Organism: Arachis ipaensis
Lineage: Eukaryota; Viridiplantae; Streptophyta; Magnoliopsida; Fabales; Fabaceae
Source: RefSeq, a predicted model, not a curated record
AUGAAAGAGUAUAGCAUUCGAAGAAGUGUAGACUACCGGGUGUAUGUGUCGGAGCCGUUGACAUUUUAUGCGAAGUGUACACAGUAUGGGUAUGGGUGUGAUUGGCUUAUCUGGGUUAGCAUGAUCAGUAGGAAGCAUUGUUGGGUUAUACGGAGGUAUAAUAGUAGUCACACUUGUACCAGAGCUACAAUUUUUCAGGAUCAUUCGAAGCUGGAUUCAAAUACAAUUGCAGAAGCAAUAAAGCCGUUGGUUGAGAUUGACCCCUCGUUAAAGGUAAAAUCAGUUAUUGCAGAAGUGCAGUCGAAGUUCAAUUACACCGAUCCAUCAACUGUCAUCCAUUUUGAGACUAUGCCUGCAUAUCAAGGCGAUGACUUGGUCAGUGAUAUUCGGGUAUUGCAUCGAGUCUUUUGGAGUUAUUACCCUUGCAUUAGAGCAUUCAGGCAUUAUAAGCCAGUUGUGCAGGUGGAUAGGACUCACUUGUACGGAAAGUAUAAGAGUUGUCUAUUAGUGGCAGUUUCACAGGAUGGCAACAACAACAUCGUCCCAAUUGCAUUUGCUAUUGUGGAAAGAGAGACUUCUGAUGCGUGGAACUUCUUUCUCAGUAACCUGCGACAACAUGUUGUGACUCGGGAUGGUGUGAGACUGAUAUCCGACCAAUACGAAUCCAUCAAUGCAGCUGUGGAGUAG